Messenger RNA from Nothobranchius furzeri (turquoise killifish), 2269 nucleotides. Its product is annotated as ephrin A4. NCBI's taxonomy places the organism in Eukaryota, Metazoa, Chordata, Actinopteri, Cyprinodontiformes, Nothobranchiidae. Gene Ontology annotation, cellular component: plasma membrane. The record is from RefSeq and is a predicted model, not a curated record. Gene Ontology annotation, molecular function: ephrin receptor binding. Gene Ontology annotation, biological process: ephrin receptor signaling pathway; axon guidance.
GCUUGUUGCUGCCAAACCAGCUGGACCGAUCACCUGACCCUUUAACUGAGGUUAUGCGUCUGCUCUGAGCUGACAUGCGGAACGUGGACAGACUCACCGGAGCUUUUGGAGUUGCGCUCUUUCUACAUCUCAGCCAGUGACUUUUUCAAAAUUAGUUUUUCUGCGUUUUUUACGCAAUUUAAAUCGCUUUGGCGCGCCAUGUCAAACUGCCGCAGCAGACCGCGUAGAGGCGCGGCGUCUUGGUGAAAGUUGCGCUCAGGUCUGCUUCAGCUCAGGAUGCACUGCCUGCGGACACCGGGCGCUGCGUCCGCUUGGAUCCGAGUCGCGCUUCUCCUCUGGGGGAUCUCCGCCGCUGUAGCCAAGAGACACGUGGUUUACUGGAACUCCACCAACACCAGGUUAACAGCAGGAGAUCUAUCCAUCCAAAUGAAUCUCAAUGAUUACCUGGACGUCUACUGUCCCCACUAUUUGGCCACGGGGGCCCCCGUUCCAGAGCAGCCGGAGUCCCUGGCCCUCUACCUGGUGGGCGAAGAGUCCUUCAAAGGCUGCGUGGAGACCAAAGGGGCCAUCAAGAGGUGGGAGUGUAACACGCCCUUUGCUCCAUUUGGACCGGUGCGCUUCUCUGAGAAGAUCCAAAGGUUCACCCCCUUCUCACUGGGGUUUGAGUUUCUGCCAGGAAGACACUACUACUACAGCUCUCUGCCGACAGAUGAAGGCCCUCCUCUGCCAUGUAUGAAGUUACGUGUCACAGUGUGCUGCGAGCCCAAAGCAGAAGAUCCAAAUCCCAAACAAGGAACACACCGCCUACGUAGCGCUUCCUCACCGAGGACAGCUUCCCUUCCACUCGUCCUCUUCAUCCUCCUCUCGCUGAUUACCUGACAGAUCCGUCCGUCCUCAUCGUUCUCUGUGGGAGGAGUCAUUCAGAUGUUGGGAGGACAAAAGCCACACCACACCAAGCUGCUGCCUCGUGGUCGUUGACCAGCUUUCUGACUCAGGGACACGACUUCUCUUCUGGGUUAAAGGUCGACGUUUUACGAGCACAGCCGAGACUCGCCGUCUGUAUCUGACGCCAGAAGAACAAUAAGAGUUUCUGAAUCAUUUUUCUUGUUGUUUUAAUGUUUUUGGGUUGUUUUCUUUACUUCUGUUGAUCCGUUUCUUUUAUGAGGGACUUUCUCCAGGCCAAAUCAAACUACCGUAGGGAGCGGCUCAGGUUGGAAGUCAGCCAGCCGGCCGACGGCUUUAAUCCAGAACAGAAAAUGUUCUCAUUUGCAUCAAAUCAAGAUGAAAGACUUUUGGGACUAAUUAGUUCUUGUGAAGACAUGAGCGCUGUUGCAGAGCAGUGCCGCUGACUGGGCUGCUGCGCCCCCUGCUGGGAUCAAACUGGUUUCACUGCAGCUAAACUGGUUCGGACAUUAACCCAGCAGGUCCAGGUCUGGUUCGGGACCCGGGGGUUGGCCCACUCUGACUUUCAACCUCGUUUUCUACUUUUGCACUCCCUAAGCCCCUCCUUUCAAACGUAUUCAGGACCAGAGGGCAUUGCGGGUAAAUGAAGAGCGGAUUCAGCUGUCGGUGUCGAUGUGCACCAUUUUUGUUUCUGUUCAUUAUUUACGCAAGAUUUGUGCUUUUAUUUAGCAAAAAAAUCAAACAUGGCAGCAACAACUCAUCAGUUUUACUAAACUGCAAAAGAAAAAUCAAAGUUUCUGUUGUUUAUAAACGGGAAACCAAAUCAGGGUAAAAUAAAGUGUUUUUGUUAUAAGUUGAAUUGAUGAUUUUUAACUGUAAAAUCUCAAAGAUCCUAAUGAAUCACUUCCUGUAGUUUUAUAAUGAAACCAAUCCUGUUGUGUAUUUUCCUUUAACUAUGAAAUCUUUAUGUAUUUAUAAUGUUGUUUUCCCCUUUUAUUGGAACAGGUUGUGCAGAAAAAAUAAGAAAGAAUCAAAGUUUUGUCUUGCUUUAAAAAAAUUAUAAUUUUUAGCACUUAAAAUAUUUCUACUUUCCAAAAACGUGGCCGUCAAAAAGCUGAAAAUCACUCCAGCUUUCUUGUUUUGUGUAAAACUCCCAAAACACCAGAAAAGCCUUGUUUGGUGGGACGUUUACUGGUUUAGCUUCGCUGAUGCGUGACGCUGCUUUCACGUGAGGGUAGGAUUUAGUUUUUCUACAUUUUUGUGUUUUUCACAUUUUAGUGAAAAUGGGAACGUCUUCUGUGAAGAGCGACUGCAAUCUGAGCCGUUUGCUGUGGCAGGACAACAAAUAAAGACGAUUGCAACAAAA